Messenger RNA from Parnassius mnemosyne (clouded apollo), 252 nucleotides. NCBI's taxonomy places the organism in Eukaryota, Metazoa, Arthropoda, Insecta, Lepidoptera, Papilionidae. The record is from the annotation of a GenBank genome assembly.
AUGAACGCUGAACUCUUUUUAAAGUGGUUUCAACACUUUGUGAAAUUCUCAAAGCCAUCUAAAGAGAAGCCUGCGCUUUUAAUCCUAGAUGGCCAUAGCAGUCAUAAAGAUCUUGCUGUUAUAAGUUACGCAAAAGAAAACCACGUGCAUAUGUUAAGCACCCCACCACACACGACCCACAAACUGCAGCCAUUAGACAGGGUUUUUAUGAAACCAUUCAAAGAUGCAUAUUUUGAGGCCUGUGGGAUAUAG